GGUCACCGCCACUUCCUACUUCCGCAAACACAGUUCUGUGUUGCUUCUUUCCCCCCGUUCUUCAAUGCUGCGGUCGACUGCUGCCGUAUAUAUUUCGUCACGUUGAUGUUCAUUACAGUUACGACAUUUAUGACCGAUUGAUUCCCACCAUGACGGCCAACAGCCGCUGUUCCGCCGCAGAGCCUCCGGGUCUGGAGACCCAACGGCGGGAGAUCGAGUGUCUGUUGCGGGAGUGUGAGCUCCGUGCCGGGGACAGUUGGUAUGUGGUCGACCGUCGCUGGUUUGAGCAGUGGAGGGAGUUUGCAGAGACUGGAGACCAGAAUUCCUCGUCCUUUCCCGGUCAGAUCGACAACACGGAGCUGUUUGAGGACCUAGACUCGUACCGCCUGAAGGAGCGUCUGGUAGAGAACGAGGACUUUGUGUUGGUUCCAGCAGAGGCGUGGCACAAGCUGCUGGCGUGGUAUGGCAUGGUGGACGGUCAGCCUCCAUUGGAGCGCAAGGUGGUUGACCUACCCAGCACCCUGAAGGUGGAGGUUUACCCUGUUGAGAUCUUCCUCUGUCUCCAUAGCAACAUGGACAAUGUCAUCACGGACCAGUUUAGCCGCACAGACAACAUACAUGCCAUCCAGACAGCCAUGUGCCGCGCCUUCUCUGUGCCUCCGGGCUCAGAGUGCCGACUGUGGAUGAAGAGUUCGGACAGCAGCUGCGAGCGUCUCAGGAAUGUGCACAUAAGUGUGCUGGACGCCUGCUUGAGCUCAGGGAUGACAGUGAUCAUGGAGAUGAGGAACUCUGACGGCACCUGGCCGAGCUCCAGACCUCAGAUCAUGAGGAACUCCGUGGAGGAGCAGGACUCGUACCGAGGACAGCCUGGCGUCUGUGGCCUUACCAACCUGGGAAACACCUGCUUCAUGAACUCUGCGCUGCAGUGCCUGAGCAACACCCCCCCGCUGACAGAGUACUUCCUGCAGAACUCCUACCUGGACGAGCUGAACUUCACCAACCCUCUGGGGAUGAAGGGGGAGAUCGCAGAGGCGUACGCCGACGUCAUAAAGCAGAUGUGGUCGGGGCGACAUUACUCUGUGGUUCCGCGGGUCUUUAAGACAAAGGUGGGCCACUUCGCAUCGCAGUUCCUGGGUUACCAGCAGCACGACAGUCAGGAGCUGCUGUCCUUCCUGCUGGAUGGGCUGCACGAGGACCUGAACCGAGUCAAAAACAAAGAAUACAUCGAACUCAGGGAUGCAGACGGGAGACCGGACCAGGAGGUGGCAGGAGAGGCGUGGAGAAACCACCGCAGGCGGAACGACUCGGUGAUCGUCGACAAGUUUCACGGCCUCUUCAAGUCCACCCUGGUUUGUCCCGAAUGCCACAAGGUGUCUGUGACCUUUGACCCCUUCUGCUACCUGAGUGUCCCGCUUCCUGUCAGCAAGGAGCGCGUCAUGGAGGUGUUCUUCGUCUUUCUGGACCCACACGCCAAACCUGUGCAGCAUCGCGUUGUGGUUCCUAAAGCGGGAAAGGUGUCGGACCUGUGUGCUGCCCUGUCAGACAUGACCAGCGUGGCCCCGACGCAGAUGGUGGUAGCUGAUGUCUUCAACCAUCGUUUCUACAAAAUCUACAACGCUGACGAGUCCCUGAGCUGCAUUUUGGACCGAGACGACAUCUUUGUGUACGAGCUGGCCCAGGGGCCUCAGGAGGAGCAGGUGCUGCUGGCGCUCUACCUGAGGGAGCGCUCUCACUACAGGGACUACGGCUCCGGCAGCAGCUCGUACGGAACGUCGCUGUUCGGACAUCCGCUGCUGCUCAACGUGCCGCAGAGCAGCUGCAGCCGGGAGGAGCUCUACAGCCUGUUCCUGCAGAGACUGGCACGAUACGUCCGGACUCCUGACCCCUCUGAGGAACUGGAGGAAGAGGUGGAGGAGGAAGAGGACGAUGAAGAGGAGCUGUACAAGUCUCAGACCAACGGGAUCAGUGAUGACGAGCAAGAGAGAGCAGAGGCUGCUGGACCCUCCCAUACUCCUAACUGUGGCGGUUCAUCUUCAAACAGCCAAUCAGACGGCACCGCUGCACCUGAUUCACAACCAGACGGCAACCAAACUCCAGCCUCGGCAGAGCGGGAAGACGCAGAAACCAGCAACGGCUCCGGGAUCCCGGCUGAUCCCGGCCCGUCUGAUCCCGGCCCGUCUGGCGGAAACGAGGCCAGCAGCGCAGAGGAGGGCAUGAACGCCUGCGCAGACCAGAGCGCCGCUGGCUGCACAGAAGCGGCGCCAGAGCAGCCAUGUGUAACCACAGAGGAGGAAAACACAGAAAGCAAGCAGGAGGGAGCUUGUUCUCCCAGCCCGCCCCCCAACGAGAAUCCAGCCAAGAGGAGAGCGUGUCGCCAAAGGAGGAAGAAGAACCUCUUCACCAUCCAGGCCGUCAACUCAAACGGGACCACUGAGAGGGGGACGGGAGACGGGGGGAGCGCCGUGUCCUUUAGCUCUCAGCCGUACGUGGCCAUAGACUGGGACCCCGACAUGAAGAAGAGGUUCUACAAUGAGAACGAGGCUGAGAAGUACGUGAAGCACUCCAGCAUGGAGGUUCCUCAGCAGCAGGCCACGGUCCAGCUGCAGGAGUGCAUCGAGCUCUUCACCACCGUGGAAACUCUGGAGGAGGAGAAUCCUUGGUACUGUCCAGUGUGUAAGAAACACCAGCUGGCCACCAAGAAGCUGGACCUCUGGUCUCUGCCCGAAGUCCUCAUCAUCCACCUCAAGAGGUUUUCCUACACCAAGUUCACCAGAGAGAAACUGGACAGCAUCGUGGACUUCCCCCUCAGGGACCUGGACUUCUCUGACUUCCUCCUGAGGAAAAGCCUGUCCAGCGAGGAGCCCCCAAGCCGAUACGACCUCAUCGCUGUGUCCAAUCACUACGGGGGACUCCGAGACGGGCAUUACACCAGCUACGCCAAGAACAAGGACAACGCUCAGUGGUAUUACUUUGACGACAGCAAAGUGACCUACGCCUCUGAGGACCAGAUCAUGACCAACGCUGCCUACGUCUUGUUCUACCACCGACAAGACAAAAUCAGAAAGCCCGCCCUGCCCUCCCCCCUCACAAACUCUGCUUCCUCCACCCAUUCCACCAAUAACGUCGCCUCUAGCACGGACGAGGGCGAGGUGCUGGGUGCUUCUUCCUCUUACAUCACCAUGGAAACGGACUAAACAGCCUCCCUUUGUCUUCAGCCGGUUGAUGAAAGCGGGUCGGCACAGCUGCUGUGUUCUUCAGAACCUGUCCUUCUCAGGUACUUUGAUUCAGAUGAAUGACUUGGACCCACCGUGCUCCAUGGAGGAACCCGAACAAGAGUGCAAACGGUAACCAGACCGGUCCUCAGUGUUCCCACUGCAAACCACCUUUAGAAGGGUCUUGCUGGACCUUCAGAGUGAAGCUGCUCAACUCCCUGAUGCUUUUAGGACGGAUGCUCUCUGUUCUUGAUGAAUGAGGUGACUCUCCACAGCUGUGAUUGGCUAAAGAAAUAGAGAACAUAAUCUGGGUUCCCGCUGCUGCACAGCUGCUUCCUCAGUGGCUCCACAUUUGAUUUGAUGUCUUCAUGCUGUGUUUAAACCUCACAUCCAUCUGAUCUUCUGCUUGCUUUGCUCACCUUGAUAGUCUGCUUCGGUUGAUCCUCAUUCUGUUACGGCGCACAUGUUUAAACAAAUGCUAAUCCACUGAUGAACACUUUGACAUGCAGGGGUUUGUGGGUAAUUGCAGACAGCAGGGAUUGAAAUCAGUCAUUUUGUAGAUUUGUGGUUGUUUUCUGAUAUUUAUUUUUAAUUAAAUAAUUACAGAGACCACGCAGUGUGAUUUUUGUGAAUCAGCUGGUGCAGGAUGUUGACCUUUCCUAUUUAUACAGAACGUUUCUAUGGAGACAGAAGCCAGCAGAGUUUCUCAGUUUUAAACAGCUCUGUACAGUAUUUUUCUAUUGUAAGUAAUGUAUUGUCGACAGGAUCAUUCCUGGGGGAGCAGCAGGGAAGCUUCACUUGUUUCUUUGGUCUUCCCGUCAAAUAUCAGAGGAAAAUAUUUUAUUGUAUUUUCAGUCUUUUGAUAUAAAUUAAAGGACUAAUAUCACCA
Oryzias latipes (Japanese medaka) is the source of this 4101-nucleotide messenger RNA. RefSeq names its product ubiquitin specific peptidase 11 (gene usp11). Gene Ontology annotation, biological process: protein deubiquitination. Lineage: Eukaryota; Metazoa; Chordata; Actinopteri; Beloniformes; Adrianichthyidae. Gene Ontology annotation, molecular function: cysteine-type deubiquitinase activity. Gene Ontology annotation, cellular component: nucleus. The record is from RefSeq and is a predicted model, not a curated record.